Pochonia chlamydosporia 170 is the source of this 222-nucleotide messenger RNA. RefSeq names its product DNA directed RNA polymerase domain-containing protein. Gene Ontology annotation, biological process: DNA-templated transcription. The record is from RefSeq and is a predicted model, not a curated record. Gene Ontology annotation, cellular component: RNA polymerase II, core complex; RNA polymerase I complex; RNA polymerase III complex. Gene Ontology annotation, molecular function: DNA binding; DNA-directed RNA polymerase activity; zinc ion binding. Bases 1 to 222 code for a protein of 73 amino acids. Lineage: Eukaryota; Fungi; Ascomycota; Sordariomycetes; Hypocreales; Clavicipitaceae. The transcript has 2 exons.
AUGCCCCGCGAGGAAUACCAAGUCCCUACCACCGGGAGCACCGCCGUCCGCGGCAACACCCGCGAAGACCACAGCUCCCGCUCCGUCAUGACCUACAUCUGCGGCGACUGCGGAUCGAACGUUUCCCUGGGCAAAGAUGCGCUGGUUGCGUGCCCUCACUGCGCGGGGAGGGUGCUGUACAAGGAGAGAACAAAGCGAAUGGUGCAGUUUGAAGCCCGAUAA